GAAUUCCCUAAAAAGAAUCUCUCCACUAUGUCGAAACUCGAAAGUCCACUUCCCUGAAAUUUCAACCAGAGUUGCAUAAAUUACUUGAUUUACUCUCUUAAUUAUCUUUUUUUCUUUCUUUAUUUAUGUUGUUGAAUAAUGCAGUAUAAUUAAAUUCUUUCAAUCGGUGGUGAAAAAUCAUGAUUGGUGUACGUAGAGAAAGUGGCUUGAUGAAAAAGGACGGCGGCGACGGCUUUAAAUCGCUGCGCGGAUCGAGAAUCGCCGCCGCGAUCUUCGUCGGAUUGUUAGUCGGCUGCGUUUUCGCAUUCUUCUACCCCGACGGAUUUUUCGUAAUUCACCACCAAGUCGCCACCUCCGAUUCAGAGGUCGUGACCUCUUCAUGCGAAACAUCGGAGCGCAUCAACAUAUUAAAAUCAGAGUUCGUUUCUGCUUCGGAGAAAAACGCAGAGUUGAAAAGGCAAAUCAGGGGUUUGACCGAGAAGCUUCGCUUAGCCGAACAAGGGAAGGAUAAUGCACAAAAGGAAGUAUUAGUAUUAGGCGAACAGCAAAAAGCCGGUCCCUUCGGCACCGUUAAGGCAUCAAGAACCAACCCCACAGUUAUACCCGACGAAUCUGCCAACCCAAGAUUAGCCAAAAUACUCGAGAAAGUAGCUGUCAAUCGCGAACUCAUUGUCACACUAGCAAAUUCAAAUGUUAAAGACGCGUUGGAAGUGUGGUACACAAAUAUAAAGAAAGUCGGAAUAUCCAAUUACUUAGUCUUUGCAUUGGACAAAGAAAUCGCUACUUUGUGCGAAGCAAACGAUGUCCCGUUCUAUAGGAAACUGGAAACAGAUACCAGUUUCGACUCUGUAGCAAAAACAGGAGGAAACCACGCCGUCUCGGGUUUGAAAUUUCGGAUCUUGAGGGAGUUCUUACAGCUAGGUUACAGCGUACUUCUGUCGGAUGUCGACAUAGUUUACUUACAAAACCCAUUCGAUUAUCUUUACAGGGACUCGGAUGUGGAGUCAAUGACAGACGGUCAUGAUAACAUGACAGCUUAUGGGUUCAAUGAUGUUUUCGAUGAACCAGCUAUGGGUUGGGCGAGGUACGCUCAUACUAUGAGGAUCUGGGUUUAUAAUUCGGGUUUUUUUUAUAUAAGACCAACAUUACCCUCGAUCGAGCUUUUAGAUCGUGUGGCUAAUCGAUUGGCUCGUGAGAAUGCGUGGGACCAAGCUGUUUUCAACGAGGAGCUUUUCUUUCCUUCACAUCCUGGUUAUGAGGGUCUUCAUGCUUCUAGAAGAACUAUGGAUUACUAUAUGUUUAUGAACAGUAAAACUCUGUUUAAAACUGUUAGGAAGGACUCUAAUCUUAGAAAGCUUAAGCCGGUGAUAAUUCAUGUGAAUUAUCAUCCGGAUAAGCUUGAACGAAUGAAAGGCGUUGUCGAUUACUAUGUGAAUGGGAAGAAAGAUGCUCUGGAUUCAUUUCCUGAUGGUUCGGAAUAGUGAUAAUGUUCGUAUUUGGGGGAAAAGAAUUGAUGCAUUCGUUUUGUUGGCAUUUACAAGAAUAGUUGGUUUUUAAUGUUUUCAUAGCUUGUUAAGGAAUUUGUGGAUUUUGUUGUUAUAACAUGAGAAUUAUAAAUGUUAUUUGAUGUUCUUGUUCGAA
This is a messenger RNA of Erythranthe guttata (spotted monkey flower), 1641 nucleotides long. Its product is annotated as arabinosyltransferase RRA2. Gene Ontology annotation, molecular function: glycosyltransferase activity. NCBI's taxonomy places the organism in Eukaryota, Viridiplantae, Streptophyta, Magnoliopsida, Lamiales, Phrymaceae. Gene Ontology annotation, biological process: root hair cell development. The record is from RefSeq and is a predicted model, not a curated record.